GCCCGCCAGUUGCUGCUCUACGACCGUCCGCUCAAGGUAGAGCCUGUGUACCUGCGCGGCGGCGGCGGCGGGGGGAGCAGCCGGCGAAGCAGCAGCAGCAGCGCCGCCGCUUCCACGCCGCCCCCAGGGCUGCCCGCGCCCUCCGACCCGCUCGGUUACCUGCCUUUGCAUGGAGGCUACCAGUACAAGCAGCGAUCGCUGUCCCCUGUAGCUGCCCCACCCUUGCGGGAGCCCCGAGCCCGCCAUGCCGCCGCAGCUUUCGCCCUGGAUGCGGCGGCUGCCGCCGCUGUGGGACUCUCCCGGGAGCGGGCUCUGGACUACUACGGGCUGUACGACGACCGUGGGCGCCCCUACGGCUACCCGGCCAUGUGCGAGGAGGACCUGAUGCCCGAGGAUGACCAGCGGGCCACACGCAACCUCUUCAUCGGGAACCUGGAUCACAGUGUGUCCGAGGUGGAGUUGCGACGCGCCUUUGAGAAGUAUGGCAUCAUUGAGGAGGUGGUCAUCAAGAGGCCUGCCCGUGGCCAGGGCGGUGCCUAUGCCUUCCUCAAGUUCCAGAAUCUAGACAUGGCCCACAGAGCUAAGGUGGCCAUGUCGGGCCGGGUGAUUGGCCGCAACCCCAUUAAGAUAGGGUAUGGCAAGGCCAACCCCACCACUCGUCUGUGGGUGGGUGGCUUGGGUCCUAACACCUCACUGGCAGCUCUGGCCAGGGAGUUUGACCGCUUUGGGAGCAUUCGGACCAUUGAUCACGUCAAAGGUGAUAGCUUUGCCUACAUCCAGUACGAGAGCUUGGACGCAGCCCAGGCCGCCUGUGCUAAAAUGAGGGGCUUUCCCUUGGGUGGUCCAGACCGCAGGCUCCGUGUGGAUUUUGCCAAAGCAGAGGAGACUCGGUAUCCCCAGCAGUACCAGCCCUCGCCCCUCCCUGUGCAUUAUGAGCUUCUCACAGAUGGAUAUACCCGGCACCGAAACCUGGAUGCCGAUCUGCGGGUGCGGGAUAGGACCCCCCCCCACCUCCUUUACUCAGACCGAGACCGGACCUUUUUGGAAGGGGACUGGACCAGCCCCAGUAAAAGCUCUGACCGCCGAAACAGCCUGGAGGGCUACAGCCGCUCAGUACGCAGCCGGAGUGGUGAGCGCUGGGGGGGAGAUGGGGAUCGUGGCAUGCCCAAGCCCUGGGAAGAGAGGCGGAAGCGGAGGAGCCUUUCCAGUGACCAUGGGAGGACAACACACUCCCCUUAUGAGGAACGGAGCAGGACCAAGGGUGGUGGGCAGCAGUUGGAGCGAGGCUCUGACCGCACUCCUGAGCGCAGCCGCAAGGAGAAUCACUCCAGUGAAGGGACCAAGGAGUCAAGCAGCAACUCCCUCAGCAACAGCAGACAUGGGGCUGAGGAGCGGGGCCACCACCACCACCACCAUGAGGCUCCAGACUCUUCCCAUGGGAAGAAAACAAGAGAUAGCGAGCGCAAUCAUCGGACCACUGAGGCUGAGCCCAAGCCUCUCGAAGAGCCAAAACAUGAGACCAAAAAGCUAAAGAAUCUUUCGGAGUAUGCUCAGACACUCCAGCUGGGUUGGAACGGGCUUCUAGUGUUGAAAAACAGCUGCUUCCCAACAUCUAUGCACAUCCUAGAGGGGGACCAGGGGGUGAUCAGCAGUCUCCUCAAAGACCACACUUCUGGGAGCAAGCUCACCCAGCUGAAAAUUGCCCAGCGCCUUCGACUGGACCAGCCCAAGCUCGACGAGGUCACACGACGCAUAAAGCAGGGGAGCCCCAAUGGUUACGCGGUGCUGCUAGCCACCCAGGCGACCCCCAGCGGGCCUGGCACUGAGGGGAUGCCCACAGUGGAGCCAGGCCUACAGAGGCGGCUUCUCAGGAACCUGGUCUCCUACUUGAAACAGAAGCAGGCUGCAGGGGUGAUCAGCUUGCCAGUGGGUGGGUCCAAGGGCAGAGACAGCACAGGCAUGCUCUAUGCCUUCCCACCCUGCGACUUUUCACAGCAGUACCUCCAGUCAGCACUAAGGACAUUGGGCAAACUAGAAGAAGAACAUAUGGUGAUAGUUAUAGUAAGAGACACUGCCUAGCCCAAACCUGUCUUUUCCAGCUCCAUGUUUGUGUCACAAAAGCAUUUAUUUUAAAAUCUGAUCCCCUCUCUACUACCCCUUGGUUUGAAUUCUCUUCUGGGUUAUUUUGGUUCAUUUGGUGGGGAUCAAAGUCCUGUUCACCACCCAAACUAAGUUUUAGAUUUUGGGGGAUUUUUUUUUUUUUUUUUUUUUUUUAACAACAAGAAGGGACUCCUGUUAUAUUGAUUUCUAGUGUACAAGAUACUGUCUGCUGUGUUCUGUAUUUUUUUAUUUUUUGACUAACUGUAUUGGAAAGCUGUCAGUAAAGGCUUUGUCAGAGGAUGGGUUUUUAAUCCUA
Messenger RNA from Galeopterus variegatus (Sunda flying lemur), 2416 nucleotides. RefSeq names its product RNA binding motif protein 15B (gene RBM15B). Gene Ontology annotation, biological process: regulation of alternative mRNA splicing, via spliceosome. The transcript has a single exon. Bases 367 to 2079 code for a protein of 570 amino acids. Gene Ontology annotation, molecular function: mRNA binding. Gene Ontology annotation, cellular component: nucleus. NCBI's taxonomy places the organism in Eukaryota, Metazoa, Chordata, Mammalia, Dermoptera, Cynocephalidae. The record is from RefSeq and is a predicted model, not a curated record.